This is a messenger RNA of Penicillium nucicola, 9504 nucleotides long. RefSeq lists its product as uncharacterized. The coding region runs from base 1 to 9504 and encodes 3167 amino acids. The record is from RefSeq and is a predicted model, not a curated record. The transcript has 4 exons. Lineage: Eukaryota; Fungi; Ascomycota; Eurotiomycetes; Eurotiales; Aspergillaceae.
AUGGAAACUACGACGAUGGUUCUCGAACCUUCUAUCUUAGACCUCACGUUCAAUCAUGUCGCUUUCCCCCCAAAUCUACCUGGUCAGAGCGAUGAUAGCAAAACCGACGAUGUCCAAAAAUCCUUUGUGACACGAAUGCUACACGCAGUUGCUGAAAUCAGCGGGGACGAUGACGAUGACCCUCCAGUCUGGCUUAGUACGGAGAAUAUUUUGAAAACGUGCUUGCUGGUGAAUCAGGGCGGAUUUGUCAACAAGAAGUUGUUACUUGGAGUGUUACAAGGACUUGGUCCUGGUGAUGCCAGCAUGGUCUUUGUGGGCCAACAGAACGCAUGCAUGUUUAUACGGAAGCCGAUGGAUGAGCACGGUGCAGUUGUGUUUGAAGCUUUCGAGACGUCACCAGCAGCCGGUCCAACCCUUGCGGCUAAGGGUGCUCUCCAAUGGGAUUUUCCAGGCAUGGCAGUGGCUUUUCCAGCAAGCGAGUUCGAGUCAGUAACUUUCCAAGAUAAUCUGACGGCUUUGUUGGAACAGGCCAGUCUUGAACCGAUAGAUGAGUUUGCUGCCAAAACCCGCAAAGCAGGCGUUGAUUUGGCCGAAGCCCGAGAUACAGCGGAUCCGGCCAUCAUUACACGGUUUCUGAUGACCUUGUUGGACGCGAAAGGUGGCAAAAUAAACGUACCCGUGCUGAAAAAGCGUGUGAGGGAUGAUGUAUACUGGGAUAAUGGAGAAUUGCCAUGGCGACGAAGCCCGUUUUGGCUUGCUCUCCGUGUAUGUGUCCAAAGGCUGUUGUUGUUACGGUUCGGUGCGCAGCAUGGUCGUUUCCUUUACAAAACCCUCAUGUGCGCUCUUAUGGCACAACUCUUAGAGGAAUGCCUCGGGAAUAUGAGCCCAGAGAGCUGUAAUUUCUUGAAGACGAAGCUUUGUCGCCGUCUUGCAAAAUUAGAGGCUGAGAAGCAACGCUGUUCCACAACAGCUUACAACACGUUCUUAACAUCAGUAACAGCGGUCGAAACUCGCUGCCGCGAACUGAUAUCCUUGGCUAAUAAUUUGUUCGAGACAAAUUGGCGCACGUUCAAGGCGGAUAUUCAAAGGAAGAUACCGCACCUACCUUUGUCUGCCCAGGAGAAGGACCUACAUUUCAGCCUGCCGAACAGUGCCCCAUACCUCCAACAAAUUCUUAGUGAAUGUCCUGUACAGAGUAUUCACGCUCUCAAUCAAGAAACAUGUGACUCAGAGCGUGGUGGGACUGCAACGGAGGCAUAUGAGGCCAUGGUAUCUCGGUAUUCUUCGCUUACAGAGACCGAAUCAACGAUCAUGUCCGAAAUACGCGAGAUGCCAACAAUCAACGACCGCUCUAGGUUUACUUGCGUCAACCUAGCAAGACAAAUUGACGACUAUCUGAUUUCUGCUGGGCCUUGCUAUCACCGCGACCCAGAGCAGAUGAGCGUGUUCAUACUGACUUUAUUUCAAUUGUGGAUGCAAAUGGACCUAUAUGCAACCACAACGUACCCAAUCUUGAAGGACUUCCACCCUUUGUUUGAGCCGAAGUUGCUCGAUGUCUUGCUCCUUUCACAACUCAGUCAAAUGGAACGUCUGCAGAAAAUCCAAACAUAUCUUCACGAUCGCUGUGCACAAGCCAAAGCGGGGGCCAUGACGAUUUUUGCUGAUCCAGCUCCUGGCUGCUUCGCAGAUCGAUACUUUGAAUUGGAUGGAGCGGAUGACAUGCGAAUUCUGCAGACACAGAUUGAAGGCGAUUCAAUGAGGACCCGCAAUGCGAAAGAAAAGGAAUUAGAAGCAGUUAACGCACACUAUGAGGCUUUUACCAAGCAAAAAGCGGAAAUUCCGUGCACUGAACGAUUAAAUCCUGAUGGGACACAUGAUAUUAGGGGCUGCAAGCACUGUUACAUUGUGCGUUGUCGCUGGCGCCUCAAGAUUCAAGUUCAUGAGGAUUUUCUUCCUCCUGGUAAUAUGAUCCCCCAGAGGCGAGCUGUUGUCUUUGAGCUGAGUACACCGCAAGAGUUCGCCGCCUACCGCAAUGCUACUUGGAAUUUGGUUGUGGCAAUUUCACAUAUGAACUCUGCUUUUGCAGCUGCGCCACAAGUAUUGUUAGCCGACUACGUGCAGCUCCAGCCUUAUAACCAGCGCAAAAGUUUCGCGUCGCUCACUCUCGCGUCGCAUACUAAGUCAUUUCUUGGAACACACUACAAAUCACAGAAACUACCAGCAAAACCGCAAAAAGUUCUUCUGCCUUCCGGAUUAAAGUUCUCAUACUAUGAUUCCAAAAGCGGUAUCUGGCUCAAGGCGCUUCCACAGCAUCUGAGUUUUGCCCAUCAUUUUGCCAUUCAUCUUCCUCCCUCGCAUCCGUUUUCAGAUCUAUACGCAUCCUCAGUAUUUGCUGCUGAUGGGCCCGGCCCAUCAUCGUACCAAGCAAUAGCCAGCACUCCCCGGUGUCCCUCCGGCAUCAGCAAUCAGGAAUUUAUUGCGCAUCAGAACCUCAUGGGAGGGACACGGCGGCGGUGGCUCUGUAUUCUCACUGAGCUGGGCUCCUCGAAUUUGAACCUCAGUCUGCGGGAUACAACUGUUCUCCUUCGGCGUCUUGCGCUCCAAGCCGGACCAAGCUCCGAUGGCGAUGUUCUGCGAGCGGUGCAUACAGUCUUUCGAGACCCGCAAUUCUGCUUUAGACUAAUUGAGCAGGUCGAAUAUCAUGUUCAGACUAUUGCACCCAACUGGCGUGAAAUUAGCUACAUGGAGACCCUUGUCAUCCUCGCAACCCGGCUGUGCGCUCUUGCUUGCCCAGAAGCAAUCGCACGUGCCCGUGCGCUCCUGCUCAAGCUUCGGAAUGUGGCUCUUACAUGGGUAAGGCUCUUGCGAAGUGAAAUGCGAGCAGCUAAAGAAGCGGAUGUCGCAAAUCAAGCAGCUCGGUAUUGCUUCUUGUCUGCCUUGCUAUGUCGUCAAACUUUCUCACCGGAAGCAUGCAGUGUCAGGAAACUAGAUGCUGAAAGCUUCCAAGGCUUUGUCGAAGCGACGCUCGCGAUGCAAGAAGCCUUGGUGGUCGAUAUGAGCAAGUUUACGGAUGAAACACGCAAUUUGCUGGUUCGUGAUAUCAAAAUAAUUGCUACACUCCGCAAUGAGCUUCGAGAGCUAGCAAUGAAGUAUGUCAGCCACGUGGGAUUUGCGAUAAAUGCCACUUGGCCAGCACGAAGUGGGAGGCGGACAUAUAUUGAAUGGCAAUUCUUACCAGCACCGCACUCCUGGUGGCUAUAUGCAACGGUUCCAGCGGCCGAGCAAACCAUUUCUCAGGAGGUGCGUUACCACCUGCUUGAGGGCCAUCUGCUUGUUAACGGGCAGGCUUUUGGUAAGCUCCCGGCUGACAUACGGGAUUCCGAGCUACUCAACGAACUUUUCGGCAACCAAAGGCUAGUAGCCUUUCCCUCAAACUUACCCGGAAUGACCUAUAUGCUUGCAAAUGAGAAAGAAGGACAUCAUGUGCACCUCGGGUACCGACAGCGCAAGCUGGUGAUCCGGGCCUUGAAGCUGGACCGGGUACUAGAGCUUGUUCCUCGUCAGAUAUUUGGCAGUGGCCUUCAGAUGGAUCUGCCUAGUUCUUGGACCGAGAGGUGUGUUCACUGGAUUGACAUUGAUUCCAAAAUCCUGGAGAUUCGCCGCCAUCCACGGAUCUGGAAAACGAGUAGUUCGACCUUAGACUUCACCAGUCGAAGAGCGCAACAUCGACAAGCCUUUCUGGUUGACCCACAUAGCAGACUAUUCCAAACUGUGGCCCAAAUUUUCCAUCACUUUGAAGAACCCCAUAUGUUAACGGUCAUACAACCUUUCCACGGAAGCUUAUGCGUGGAGUUAAAGCGCAUGGACCUCACAUUCCAUGUCAACCGGAAACGGCUCUUGCAGUGUCAACAAUUAUUCGCAGAGGUAGAUCCAGACCAGGACCCAGGGACUGUCUACGGGCUCCAGAGCAUGAUUGUGCUUCGAAACGUAUUCAACCGAUUGCAAAGAAGUGUAAUCACCACCAUGGGUAACAUACAGUACCAACGCCAUGACAUGCAUGUGCUCGUAUUUAUCGAGAACACCGGAUCCUAUGCAAGAUAUUCAAUCGAUGACGUGCUUCGACGGCUGAUAAGUCCACCGGAGCCUCGUCUUCUCUACCACAAAGCGCAAUUACAUGCUUUCACUUCCUGUUUCAUUCAAGAUCCCCUUACAGGUCGUACAGGAACCGAGGAGGCUCUCAGUUCUCUACAAUCAGGGCUCUGUAAACCUUGGGCUCCUUUGAGUGCUGGAACUAUCGAUAUACUUCUCAAGAUCUCGAGUCUGACUCCCCGGAGAGAGUAUUAUCCAAAGACCCAAAAGCUUCAGCAAUCUGCACACUGGGAUCCCGACCUCACCAUAUCUAUUCAACAUGAUUCCUACGAGCCGGUGGUAAGUGGCCUUAUAUUUAAGUCCGAACAGCUUGCGCUAUUCCACUUUGAUGCUGCCAAUCCAAAUGUGGGCCCUCGAUCUGCAGAGUCUCAUCUCCAGGAACGGUCCCGUUGGCGACGAUCCCUUUUCGAGCGAAAUGGGACUCCCAAUACAUCCCUUGAUCCCCCACAGGAUGCUCUGUACAUUGCUCGGGAUCGCUGGCGCAUCUCUAAACGUACCUCCAACGUGCGCGAAAUUGCAUUUUUGCUGCACCGGCGACCAUCGAAGCUCCGAACAACAGAAAAUCUGAUCAAAAUAUUACGAAAUUCGCCUAUCAUCGGCGGAUAUACUAGCUCGCUAUCAGGAUCGCUACAAGAGUGCCUGAGCAUUGAUUUGGCUCUUGAAUGGGGCAGCUUGGUCCAGCUGUGCCGGGAAUGCCGAACGGACAACAUUGCAAAGAUUUUGUUCCAGCUAGGUCUAAGGGCAUUCGGGAAAGGAGUCAACAUGACAGUACUAAGAGCUAUCGUGUCAUUCGCUCUCUUCGACGAUCUCCAAGUUCUUGCCUAUCCUCCAUUCUCCUCCUUUACCAACAUUCGAGCGGGCGAAAAGCCGUCCGCGGAUAAUAUUUUGAUUCAUAUCAUACCGUUCUGUAGGCCUUAUCAAGGUUUGCGAGGGAAGAGAUCAAGGAUCAUUUCCAAGAAAGCGCAAAAAGAUGCAAAAGAGCAAUAUGAUCUUGCGUGUACUCAUGAGUGCCAGGAGUUUGCUAAUCACCUUGUAAAGCAAUGGCCGAGCUCUGCGCCUUCGCUUGAUGGCUUUCAUUUGACCUAUAUAGAACUCGAAAAGGCGAUGGAGGCAAUUUCAUUGGAAUGGAUUCGGAUGUACAAAAACUUGCAGUUGUCGGAUCACAUCAAAGAAGUUCAGGCAGUGCUCAACGACCAUUGGGCACACGUGAAUGACGUGGCACCUGAACACGUCCUCUCAGCCUAUCAAGAACAGGAUGAUCAACCGAUGCUGGACUUCGUAAUACCCAAUGCGAGUCAGCUGUUGCAGAAGCCCGGCUCUAGACUGAUGCUACGUUAUGAUCUCAGCUCUCUCGAACGUUGGAUGGAUGGCAAGUUGGCCGUUCCGGCACAGAUUCCACUAGAGCAGGAGACUUAUACAACCCCCGAGGUUGCAGAGUUGGAGCACAUCAUAUCGAGUUUUGUUUCUUCAAGUUGUCCAGUCAGAUCUAGGUACGGCGGCGAUAUCAGAGAAAGCAUCUCCGCUCUGAAGAGAGCGCAAUCAAAGACUGUUGCGGCCGUGAAAAUGCUUGAUCUUGAUUUUGUGGAAGAAGUCAAGUGGUAUAAUGGCGAAAUCAAGAGGGCUCGUAUGACUGUGGACCGCCACUUCUGUCAAAUUACAGAAUCACUGGCGCGCGAUGAACUGGGCUAUUCAUGGUUGGAGGCCGGCAACCUUUGGCCUGUGCUGACGCCAACGUCUAUUUUAGAGCAACUUCGGUCAACAUCUCAGUGUGUCUUUGGCUCGGCCAUGAAGAGCGCGCUACUCGACUACGGGAUGGAGGUUGUGAAGCUGCAGCAAUUGAUUCGAAUGAAGGAAGCCUUAGGGAAACGGGACAAUGGAAAGCUUUGCCAAGAGUACACCAACUGGAGAGGUGGAAAUUGGAGUCCCUCUACAUACCCAGAUUGGCUUCUAUUAGAGAUCGACUCUAACAUGAAAAUCCGUCCUGAACAAGUCAUAGUGGCUCAAGAGAUAAUUGCGCCCCGUUCCGGCUCCAACUCGGUCCUUCAGAUGAAUAUGGGCCAAGGUAAAACUUCAAUGAUCAUACCGAUGGUUGCCUGCUUAUUGGCAGAUACCCAAAUGCUGACUAGAGUCAUUGUUCCCCGGGCCCUGUUAUCACAAACAGCGCAGGUCCUCCAGGCCCGGCUAGGAGGGAUGCUGAGCAAAGAGAUCACGCACGUUCCCUUUUCCCGGAGGACACCAACUUCACCAAGCCACGUCGAGGCAUGUCGCAAGCUACAUGAGGAUAUACUUCAUGGGGCAGGCGUAAUUCUGGAGAUUCCUGAAAAUAUAUUGUCCUUCCGCCUUAGUGGGCUCCAGCGACUUUCAGACUUCAAGUUCACUGAGGCUGCCCACAUGAUUGAGGCUCAGCGCUGGAAGGAUCGGGUUUGUCGUGAUAUCCUUGAUGAAUGCGACGUCACCUUAGCAGUUAAAACCCAGUUGGUUUACCCAGGUGGCUCACAACUCGCAUUGGAUGGAAAUCCAGAUCGGUGGGAAGUAAUCAUGACAGUCCUGAACCUGGUAGCGCGGGAACUCCCAGGUUUGGCUCGAAAUUUUCCCAGAAGCGUUGAUAUCGUGGAGCGAAAGAAUGAAGGGUUCCCAAUUGCCUAUUUCCUCAAACUUGAUGUUGAACUUGAGCUGGUUCGGAAGCUAGUCGAAAUAACUUGUAGCGGGCAGACGUGGAUACUCCCAUCUCAUGUCUGUCCGCGCCAAACUCGCGAAAACCUGCGCUCUAUCAUAUCCUGCCAAGAUGUUGAAGCACAGACAGUCAAAUCCUUUUUCGAAGAUAUACCGGACAAUCCCAAGGUUCGAAAGAUUGUGUAUCUGCUACGAGGGCUAUUUGCCCACGGCAUUCUUCUUCUCGCCCUGAAGAAAAGAUGGAAUGUUCAAUAUGGACUUCACCCGGACCGCUAUCCAAUAGCGGUUCCAUUUCAUGCCAAAGGGGUGCCUUCAGACCAAGCUGAAUGGGGUCACCCAGAUGUUUCAAUACUAUUGACUUGCCUCGCUUUCUACCACCAGGGUCUAAGCGAGGGCCAACUUCGACAGAGCCUGCAGGCUGUGUUGAGCUCCGAUGAUCCUGCUAUGGAGUAUGAUCGGUGGAUACAGUCCUCGGUCACUCUACCUGAUCGUCUGCGCCAUUGGAAUCUUAUCAACAUGGAUGAUAAAGAGCAAUUAAGUGAAAUCUGGCGCCAUUUACGCUGGAUUACCACGGUCAUAAACCACUACCUCAGGCGUUUCGUUUUCCCAGCACAUGCACAGCAAUUCCAAGUCAAGCUUCAAGCAUCCGGAUGGGAUGUUCCACUCUUCCAGACCCGCUCCAUCUCGUCAAAACUGGGACAGUUCAAAGGUCCCGGUCUCACCACUGGGUUUAGCGGUACAAAUGAUAACCGCCGGCUACUUCCCCUCACAAUGCAACAGCAUGACCUCCCUGCACUAUUGCAUACCAAUGCCGAGGUUCUCACCUACUUCUUGCAUGCGAGAAAUCGGCAGUAUAUCCAAGCAAUCGACCUGGCCGGCAAGCGUUUGUCGGAAGUGGGACUUUUGCGCCGUCUCAAAGACAACAAAAUCCGCGUUCUUCUUGACGCCGGUGCGUUCAUACUCGAAAUGGACAAUCAAACCCUGGUCCGUACAUGGCUGCAGGAAGACGACCAGGCGCAGGCCGCGGUGUAUUUUGGGGCAGACAACAAACCAUGGGUACAAUACCAGACCGGCAAGACAAUUCCUCUUCUUGCGACCCCCUUCGCCGAUAAUAUGAAGAACUGUCUAGUGUAUUUAGAUGAGGCUCAUACUCGGGGUACCGAUCUCAAGUUACCACAAGACGCGAGGGGCGCUUUGACGCUUGGUCUGAACCAGACAAAGGAUCAUACCGUCCAAGCUGCGAUGAGAUUGCGACAAUUGAGCACAACCCAGUCUGUCACGUUUGUUGCUCCGUCAGAGGUCCACCAGAGUAUCCAGGACGUUUGCGACAAGAGAGUAGGAGAAGACCUGAAUUCGGCUGAUGUUAUAAAUUGGCUUCUUGAUCAGACUUGUGUCACCAACAGACAGUUACAUUCCCUGUAUCUUUGGCAGGGUAAUGACUUUUGUUACCGAAUGCAGGCCGCUGCGACCUUUAACGACUUCCUCUCGAAUAUCGAUCACCGGAAAGCAUAUUUGAAGUACUUGCAGCAGCCAGAGCAGCGAACCUUGGAGCAGCUGUAUGGACCCCGUAUAUUGAGAGGUGAUGAGAUCGCAUCUCAAUUGGAGGGCAAUCUUCAACUUUUUGGUAAGCUCAGAAGGUUUGUGGACAUCCUUGAGGAAAAGUACCAUCCAUCCACUUCAGACAGGGAGUCUGUGCUACCUUUUGCAUUGGAAGAAGUAGAGCAACAACGCGAGGUUGCCAAUGAGGUUGAGCAGGAACGAGAGCUUCAGCGACCAAGUUUUGUUCAUGCUCUAGAGUUUCCAGGAUUGCAUCAGGUGAUCCAAGAUUUCGUUGAAACCGGCUUCCUCGGUGGCGACGACGUCUGUCCGCAAGCUUGCACUGUCAUAACAUCAACUCGGCUCUGGAAGAAACAGAUGAUUGAAACCUUUUCAUUGAUAUCCCACGUCUUCUUAUCGCCUGAAUUUGCUAGGACUGUUCGACUGGGUACUGAACAUGAGUCUGAUAAUUUUAUUCGUCCUGUGAACUGGGUUCUUUUAAGCAUGCGUGCGGAUGUCGCCCUGGUCAUUAUACCAGAAGAAGCAGAGUUGGUCAUUCCUAUAUUACGCGAACAGGCAGACCCGCCUACGCACCUGCUCCUAUAUGCGGCGCCCUUCACGAAACGGAUGCUCCAUUUCAACCGCCUAGACUACUAUUCACUUCCUCUUCUACCUAUCAAAUGGAGUCCACCGUCCUGGCUCCCAUUCGAACUUGGGAUUUUAGCCGGGAGGUUUUAUUUGGCAUUUGCGGAAUGCCAAGAUUUUCAGCAUCGAAUCCAUGCUAGCUCUGGCCGCACAAGUGAAAGUGACCGACUCCCGAAAAGCACUUCAAUCGAGGUGGAAAGUAUUUUAUCCUUCCUACAGGAGUGGCUGAACUUACGUCGCCCGGGGCAAGAUAUUUCCCAUACGCCAAUGGGAUACAUCUGCCAGGGUCUCACACUCCGCAGUGACCAUCCCUUCUUCGCAAGCCCUGCGGAGGCCGAAAUAAGUGCUAUUGUGAAUGGCGAUAUGGUUUAUGCGCCUUGUCCCCUGUACGACGAUGAAGAACCAGACAGUGUAAGCGAUGGAGAAGUCACAAUUGUGGACCAAAUGGUGGAGGAAAAGAAUGAAUCAGGCAAUGACGACGAUGAAGAGAUAUGCAUCUAA